AUGACUGCAUGGAUCAGGGCCAGACAAGGGGUUGAAACUCGUACAUCUUGGAAAGCUCCUAUCAUCUGGGAGGGGAUGUUUGAGUCCGAUCUAUACGACCAGGAGCACAUCCACAGCCAGACGUCUGUGGCCCUCACCGUGUUUGCUGUGGGAAGGUACCUGGAUGCCUACCUGAAGACCUUCCUUACCUCUGCAGAACAACAUUUUAUGUUGGGAUUAAAGGUGACAUAUUACGUGUUUACGGAUCUACCAGAGAAAGUACCAAGUAUCGAGCUUGCUCCUAACCGAAAUGUAAAGAUUAUGCAAGUGGAAAAGCACUCCAGGUGGCAGGACAUCUCUAUGAUCCGAAUGAAAACUAUAUCAGGCGCCAUAGAAUCAGAGAUUCAUCACCACUGCAACUAUGUCUUCUGCUUUGAUGUGGAUCAGGAGUUUAAGGGAAGAUUUGGCUCAGAGGCUCUGGGGGAUUCUGUGGCUUUGUUACACGCAUGGUAUUACAACGCUCCAAACUAUAAAUACACCUAUGACNGAAACCCCAGAUCCAAAGCCUUCAUGGAAACCGGAGAUUACUACUACCAUGCCGCUGUCUUUGGAGGCUUGUUGGAAAAAGUGAAGAAUUUGACAGAUUACUGCUUUUUAAAUAUCAUGGAGGACAAACUGAACAAUGUGGAGGCUUUGUGGCACGAUGAGAGUCAUCUAAACAAAUACUUUUGGAUCAACAAACCAAGCAGGUUACUUUCCCCUGAGUACUGCUGGGACCAGGUUAUAAUGGAAAAGGGGGACAUAAACGUCAUGCGCCUCAUAUGGGCACCUAAAGAUUAUGUGGGACUUCGUCCUUAG
This is a messenger RNA of Notothenia coriiceps (black rockcod), 837 nucleotides long. RefSeq names its product alpha-1,3-galactosyltransferase 2. The record is from RefSeq and is a predicted model, not a curated record. The transcript is spliced from 3 exons. Gene Ontology annotation, molecular function: hexosyltransferase activity. NCBI's taxonomy places the organism in Eukaryota, Metazoa, Chordata, Actinopteri, Perciformes, Nototheniidae. Gene Ontology annotation, biological process: carbohydrate metabolic process. Gene Ontology annotation, cellular component: vesicle; Golgi apparatus; membrane. Bases 1 to 837 code for a protein of 278 amino acids.